Nothobranchius furzeri (turquoise killifish) is the source of this 6217-nucleotide messenger RNA. RefSeq names its product solute carrier family 7 member 1a (gene slc7a1a). The record is from RefSeq and is a predicted model, not a curated record. Gene Ontology annotation, biological process: L-ornithine transmembrane transport; L-arginine import across plasma membrane. Gene Ontology annotation, cellular component: plasma membrane. Lineage: Eukaryota; Metazoa; Chordata; Actinopteri; Cyprinodontiformes; Nothobranchiidae. Gene Ontology annotation, molecular function: L-lysine transmembrane transporter activity; L-ornithine transmembrane transporter activity; L-arginine transmembrane transporter activity.
CCCACUGAGCAGCAUGUCCUGCACUUCCCUGACUUUGCAUUUACUCAGAUCUUUUUCAAACCAUCUGGUGGUUUCUUGGAUUUGUCUGUAGUCUAGCAAGGAUAAACAGAGAUAGUGCUGUGGUGAAGCCUGAGAUUUUCAUCGUUCCUGCGAUCCGUAGACUUUGGACCAUUGCUGUUUGCCUUUGUGAUUUCUCUUUUGAAUUAAAACAUUUCAAUCAUAGCACAUUCAAAUAAACUGUAUCAGCACAGUUGUUUGAGGCUGAUACCAAACUCAUGGGUGCACCGAGACUUGCUGCAAUGUUCAAAAUUUGUAGAAAAAGAGAAAAAAGCGCCAGUCCUUGUAGCUAAACUGGGAUAAUGUGGUCGCUACGUUUUGAUGGUGCAUGAGUGCACGCUGCUUGGAAUAGCAAAGCCAUUUGAUUCUUCCAUAAUCUAUUUUAGAGCGCUGACCAUCCAAAUGUCUUCAGUCCACAUGACAGCUUAAGGAAUAGUUAGGAAAGAACAGCAUUUCCUCAUCGUUUUAAAGCUUCAACAUUUCACGCAGUUUUGGGGUUGUCUGUGGCAUUGACCCUUCUCUCCCUGUGACUGCUGUACCUUCUCGCCCUACUUGUGAGGCAAGAAUCAGGAGCCAUGGCGCUGGAGAAGCUUGUGCACUUUGGGAAGCAGUUGCUAAGGGUGAAGCCGGUGAACUGUAACUCUGAGGACUCCCGUCUGUCCCGAUGUCUCAACACAUUUGACCUGGUAGCCCUGGGAGUUGGCAGCACUUUGGGUGCUGGAGUGUAUGUGCUCGCUGGAGCUGUGGCGCGAGAUAACUCAGGUCCUGCUAUUGUUCUGUCCUUCCUGAUUGCAGCAGCAGCUUCAGUGCUGGCUGGUCUUUGCUACGCUGAGUUCGGAGCUCGCGUUCCCAAGACGGGCUCAGCUUACCUUUACUCCUAUGUGACUGUUGGAGAGCUCUGGGCCUUCAUCACUGGAUGGAACCUCAUCCUCUCUUACAUCAUUGGUACUUCCAGUGUGGCCCGUGCAUGGAGCGCCACCUUUGAUGAGCUGGUAGGGAAGCGCAUAGAGCAGUUCUUCAGAGAGUACAUGUCUAUGAAUGCCCCGGGCAUACUGGCGGAGUACCCUGACAUGUUUGCUGUUCUCAUCAUAAUAACUCUCACAGGCUUGUUGGCAUUUGGAGUGAAAGAGUCAGCGAUGGUGAACAAGGUUUUCACGUGUGUCAACGUCUUAGUCUUGUUGUUCAUGGUGGUCUCUGGCCUGGUCAAAGGCACUUUGAAGAACUGGCAUUUGGACCCUGUGGAGAUCCUUAAUGUCAGUCAAACGAACUCAAGUCACAACAUUACUUACAUCCUGCCAUCCAAGGAGAGACUAGGAAUGGGCGGCUUCAUGCCGUUCGGUUUCACGGGUGUGCUCUCGGGAGCUGCUACUUGUUUUUAUGCCUUUGUAGGAUUUGAUUGCAUCGCCACCACAGGUGAAGAGGUGAAAAACCCACAAAGAGCCAUCCCUAUUGGCAUCGUUUCCUCGUUGCUGAUUUGCUUCGUAGCCUACUUUGGCGUUUCUGCUGCCCUCACCCUCAUGAUGCCGUACUAUCUCCUGGACAGCAACAGCCCGUUGCCUGUAGCUUUUAAAUAUGUGGGCUGGGGAGGAGCCAAAUACGCUGUAGCUGUAGGCUCUCUUUGUGCUCUGUCUACCAGCCUGCUGGGUGCUAUGUUCCCUAUGCCUCGUGUUCUGUGGGCUAUGGCUGACGAUGGGCUGCUUUUCAAGUUCAUGGCCGAGAUCAGCCCCCGCACCAAAACCCCGCUAAACGCAACCUUCGCUUCCGGCACAGGGGCAGCAAUCAUGGCAUUUCUGUUUGACCUGAAAGACCUGGUGGACUUGAUGUCUAUAGGUACCCUGCUGGCCUAUACGUUAGUGGCCGCCUGUGCACUGGUGCUCAGAUACCAGCCCGAGCACCCUAGCAUGGUGUACCAUAUGGCCAAUAGCCAUGAAGAGGCAGACCUGGUGGAUGGCAUCAGUGUCCCCAGCAUGGGCAUCCUGCCUGGUGUAGAGGAGAGGUUCAGCUUUUCCAGCUUACUGUUUCCAACCAACCCCGAGCCAUCCUCGAUGUCAGGCUUCGCCGUCAACGUCUGCACCUCUCUGAUGGGGGUGCUGAUUCUGGCCUUCAGUAUAUUGGCCGUGCAGGGAGGCUUCGUCCUCUGGAACAUCAUAGCCCUUAGCUUGAUCUUCACCGCGUGCCUCGUUCUCGUUUUCAUCAUAUGGAGACAGCCAGAGAGUAAAACAAAACUUUCCUUCAAGGUUCCCUUGCUGCCUUUCAUCCCCGUGCUUAGUAUAUUUGUCAACGUCUACCUGAUGAUGCAGCUGGACAGGGGCACUUGGGUUAGAUUUUCAGUAUGGAUGGCUAUAGGUUUAGUGAUUUACUUCGGCUACGGUAUACACCACAGUUCAGAGGCUGCUAUGGCCCACUCCUCUAUAGACACUGAAAUGAACGGCUUCAAGCUUGACAGAGAACUGGACUCCAUGCCCACAGAAAAAGAGGCCUUUCUCCACGAUGGCAUUGAUGUUAGGGAAGAAAACGAUAUGUAGAUUUGUAGAAAGUAUUGGGACAGCAGGUUUGUUUCAGUUUGCAUGGCACUGGUCUGUUUUUGCUCCAGUCAGUCUACUUCUUCAUUGGUGGGUCUUUCCUGGUGGAAAGCAACGAAGCAAACCAAACUAUCUCUGAUAAUUCUCACACCAAAACAGACUUCUGAAGCCGUAACUGAAAUACUUUGUCAAUAUUUUACUGGUUAUUACCUCUUUUGCUCCCAAUUGUUCAACUUGCUUUAUUGCCUAUGGAGGGAGUGCUCAUGUUAGAGACAUGAAAUGUGUUUAUUGUAGGUUCAGAGUUGAGGAUUUCCCGUCAUGUGGGGUUUUAUUUACCUCUUUGGAGUGUGUCUUGGUUACAUUGCUGGCAGGAGGACUUUGCCUUAACUGAUGUCCAUCUGUCAGAAGGUUCGGCAGAAAUAGAUUCCUCUGUUUUAGUUUUUGUAUUUUAUUGUUAGAAGUUAUUUUUUGUGUGUACAUACUUUUAAACCGUGUCAGUACUAGAAGCUGAGUGAUAGCAGUGUAUACAUUCUCUGAAAGCAUCAACUCUGAUCUGAUGACUCAACAUUUUGGGGAAAACAAUCAUUCAUUUGGGGACUUUAGCUAAUAACAAAGGCAGUUUAAUAAAGCUUAGUCUUUAAAAUGCACCCACUGGUUUGGAUUUGCCCUUUUCAGUUGUAUGUUUAUGUACUUUUUAUCUAAAGCCCAAUGAGAUUGGUCAUUUAAACUGACACAAACAGAAACUCCAGCAGUUUGGAGCUGAAAAAUCUUGUUUAUGUGAUAUUAAUUUGUGUGUAUCUGUUUCAAGUGACUAAAACCCAGCUACAGAUGGAAGUAUUAUGGUCUUAAAUUCAAUGGUGUGAAUGUGACCUGUGAUGCUUCAGUGUAAAAGUCUUAUUUGGGAUAAAGUUGGUCCUUAAUUUUAAAAUAGGGUUGAAUUGAUGGUGAUUUUCACAGUGCUGGCUGCUGUGUUUCUGCAUCUGUAGUUCUGAACACUCAACUUCUGUUUUGAACACAUAAGAUCGACAAACAUUUAAUCAACCUUCUUUUCGUAGCGUACCCGUUUAAAAAUACACAAACUCUAUUUUACUUUUUAUUUUACCUUAAUGUGUUAUAACCCAAAACAUAUUCAUACAAUUUAAUGUAAUAAAUAGUUAAUCAUUAACUACAAUAUAUUUAACCAUUAAAGGUAUAUUCCACCCUUAAGUGAAAUUUAGGCAUGCUGUAACCAGCCCAGUCAUUCGCCUAAUCUGGCCGUAUUUCGUUAGCUUUAGCUUAGAAUAAAAAAUGUAAGUGAAUGGUAACAGCUAGUAUUUUAUGAGAAGAAGUAAUGAAAAUUACUAAAAUUAUCCUAAUUUUUCUUGGUGACCUCAAUAUUCAUAUCAAUUUCAAAUGAUGGUAAUGAGUGCCAUGGAGGAAUUACAGGAGCCGGUUUAGACUUGGGACUACAUCAUGACGAAGCACUGCUGUAGGGCCUGGAAUAUACUUGUUUUUAACCUCGCAUUGACACAGGCAGCAGGCUGCGUCUUUGUUCAUAUACUUGCUACUGCACUGCACAUAGGUCUGGAGUGUUCCACUAGGGGCCACAGUACAGAAUGUUUCUUGGGUACAACCAAAACAAACAUGGCAUCAAUAGAAGAGUUCAGUAGCUGGUUUAUUUAGAGAUCACAACAGAAAAAAAGACAGCAGUGGUUUCAUAGAUAUAAGAAAAACCUAAACCAGAGAUGAAGAGACUGUGGCGAGUGUGUCUCGCUUAUUUUGUCAACUCUUUCUACUGGUUACUUGCAUAUUGCAGCUUGAGGAUGCGUUGCGUUAAUUUCGAGGGACGCGCACAAAUGACGCUUCAAAUCUAUGCAAGUUGUGCGAGACAGCCAUUUUAAACAUGCGUCCGUCGUUAAUCGUUAAAAACAAUUAUAUUUCCAGUCUAAGCCACCAUGGCAAGGUGCAUGGAUAUCAUGCUGCGGCCCCAAAAGACAUCACCUCCACCUGUCAUGUACUGUGCCAAUUUUAGUGCAACGUUAAUUUACUAUGCUGUUCCUGAAAAACAUUGUAUCAGAUAUAAACCUAGUAGCUAUGUGUUUGUGCUUAUGGAAGUAGGCGACUUUUUGAAUUUGAAUGAUUGAAAUGCUAGCUGUUAAUUCUUUAUGCUAAGCUAAAGCUAACAGAAUACUUUCAGAUCAGCAGCAUAACUGGGCUGGUUACAAAAUGCUUUUUCCCACAAAUUUAACUCUGGGGGGUAUGGCAACAGAAUACAUUUCACUUCGGAGUGGAACAUCCCCUCAAGGAUUUGGCUCAACUUUGUUCUUACAUAUCUAUGAAUGUGUGUGUGUGUGCGUGCGUGUGUGUAACAAAAAAUUCCAAAACUUUUUGAAUUUCACUGUGAUUUAGCGGAAUCUGCGGUCAAUAAGAAAAAACAUGUUCGAAUAAAGCUGUACAUAUAAAAUGUUGUGAAUAUUUCUGGCAGUAAAUUAUUUUUAAAUAAAAGCAAAAAGAGCUUUUUGUUAUUCUACUUUGCACGUGUUUGUAGAUUCUAUAGCUUAUGUUGUCUGGACGUGACUUUUACACAGAGGAUUAAUACAAAACUUCCCCAACUAAAGCAGCUUUUGGCUGCAGAAUAUCUCUGGGCUGCACGGUGACACUGUUGCAGAAAGCAGUUUUAAGGUGUGAAUCGCAGCCGUGGUCUUUCUAGAUGAGUUUGCAUGUUUUCCCCUUGCAUGAUUGGGUUUUGUCCCCUGUACCCUGGUUUCCUCCCAUUGUAGAUGGAAAAAUUCUGCAAAAAGCUCAAACAGAAACAUCUCUGGAACCCACAAUGGCUUACUUUUUAACUCUUAGGACUUGUUCUUAGCACAUGGAAUAAAAUCAGGAGAUGUCAGUUUAUAAUUAUGUAAUUCAUUAGUUUAAUAUCUUUAUUUUGAACAGGGUUUUAUCUAUAUGUGCAUUGUGGUGAGCAGAGGUUCAUUUUUAAAAUUGAAAAUGAUUUUUAAUGUCUCGCCUUUUAAAGCUGCUGGUAAACAGAAAGUGGUUUAAAAGAAAAACAAAAGCAUUAAAGUCUAAAAUAUAUUUGCAACAAUUUUAGUAUAAGUUUUCAAUUUCUAAUCAAACAUGUCAGAAAUAAAACUAUUAGUUAUCGUUUCAAGACAAAUGAAUGCCCAACUGUAUCUAAUAAGUACACACACAUUCAAAAAGACUUUAAAGCCUGAUAUUUAAGCCUUUAUUUGUUAUAAUUGUGAUAAUUAUGACUUACAGCUUUUAACACCCCCCAAGUCAAAAUGUCAGAAAAAUUGAAUAUUGAGAAAAGGUUCAAUAUUCUAGGCUCACACUAAUCAUAUAAUUAACCCUAAACAUCUGCAAAGGGUUCCUGAGCCCUUAGAUGGUCUCUCAGUUUGAGUUGCAUUACUUAAAUAAAUGGACUUUGGCACCAUAUUCUCAUUUUGUGAGUUUGACUUGUAUGUUAGAGCAGUCUGACAUAAUGACAGCAUUUAACCCUGAAUGUAAUAUUAGCUAAAUAUGUUUUCUGGUAAGAAUUGGCCACUUGCAAGCACAUUCGUUUAAAAGACACAAUGUGACAUAACUGUUCUGCAGUGAAAAUAAAUGUCAAAUUUAAGUGGAUGAAAAUAAAUUGUUUUUUGACCAUUUUA